CGUGUUUGCGCCAAUUGGGUUAGUGACCAAUUGUCGCCAACUUUGUGUGACAUCAAUUUGACUAUUAAACCAGGCCAGUUGUGCGCUAUGGUCGGCGCCGUGGGCUCCGGCAAAUCGUCCGUGCUACAUCUGCUGCUGAAGGAGCUGGAUCUCGGCGGAGGUUUUGUGAUUCUCAAUCAGGGCUCUUCCAGGUGUAACUUUCAAAACAAUUUGUCUAAUGGUUUCUUCAUGAACAAUCCGAAUCUGCGCAUUUCUUACGCUAAUCAAGAGCCUUGGAUAUUCAACGGUACUGUGAGAGAAAACAUAUUGUUUGGCGAGCCUUACGACAAGGCCAGAUACAUGCAAGUGACAAAUGUGUGCGCCUUGACAAAGGAUUUCCGACAGUUUCCACAAAGAGACAUAACGCUGGUCGGUGAUAGAGGUAUAUUACUGUCUGGAGGCCAAAAAGCGCGAAUCAAUCUCGCGAGGGCAGUUUACAAGCAGGCGGAUCUUUAUUUGCUCGACGAUCCGUUGAGCGCAGUGGAUACUCGCGUCGCCAGGCAUCUCUACUGCAAAUGCAUUACCGAGUAUCUCCACGGCAGAACGAGGAUACUCGUCACCCAUCAGUU
Molecule: messenger RNA, 608 nt
Organism: Wasmannia auropunctata (little fire ant)
Lineage: Eukaryota; Metazoa; Arthropoda; Insecta; Hymenoptera; Formicidae
Product: probable multidrug resistance-associated protein lethal(2)03659
Exons: 2
Biological process (GO): transmembrane transport
Cellular component (GO): membrane
Molecular function (GO): ATP hydrolysis activity; ATPase-coupled transmembrane transporter activity; ATP binding
Source: RefSeq, a predicted model, not a curated record